AUGAUUGGUUCGGAGUUUUCAUCACCACGUUCGAGACCACUUUCAUCAAUACAUAGUCGACCCUUAUCACCUGAUCAAAGUCAACAAGUAAGAUCGAUGCAUUUCUGUGAUGCUGAUAAUCAAAUCUGGGAGCAAUCGAUGAGUGCACCAACUUUGUCCGACAAUUUAACAUCGAUUAUUCCUAUACAAUCAUUUGAUUAUGAACCAACGUAUGUAAUCGAUCAGAUCGAACCAACAGCAUCCUACAAGGAAAAUUUCGAUUCGACAAAUUUCAUUCAACAAACUGAUCAAACAGUUGUUCAUCCACUUGUUCAGGAAGAUUACAUCACAAUCGAUCAAGAAUUUGACAUCAAUCUUGAUGCUGAUGAUCUUGCUGAUCGUUUAGCACAUUUAGAUCAUUCAGCUAACAAAACUCUCGUUCAUCAACAAGAAGAAAUUAUUAAUAUUCACAUAUUUGAUAAAGCCGAGCCGAAUCCAUCGUGUAAUAUAGAAAACUUAACUUCAAUUGUCGAUGAAAUUCGUCAACUCGAUCGUAUCAAAUCUUCAACAGAGAAACUUCUCUCACAACAAUCGAUUCAUCUCGAAAACAAACAAUCCGUCUCCGUGAUGAAACCUUCUACUGUUCACUGCAAACCUCAACGAAUUGAUAAAGUAUCCGAUUUAGAGAUCAUGAAGCAAGGCAAAGGUUUCAAAAUUGGUUACGUCGAUCGGCAAGGUACAGAUCAACGAGUCAUAUUAACCAAACGAAUCGAAGCCGGACCCGAUGUUAUGGAACGUGAUCCACAUAUACGUUUACCUUUUAAAGGACAACGUUUGUUAAAUCAAAUCUUUAGUUCAGUAUUGUUUACAAAUGGUUAUAAUGCUUUACAAGAAGAUGAACAAUUUCAGCAUACGAACGAAGGAAUUGAAAUACCAAUUAUAGGAACAAAUCCUAAACAUUUCGAUGAAUCUGAUAUGAUCUCGAUCGAUAUCGAUGGUCCGUCAACCAUGCUUAAUUCGAUAUGUGAAUCUAUUGUUAUAACGCAAGGAUCUGUUUACUCAAAUAAUACUCUUCAGUCCGAAUCAGAAAAGCCUAUCACUCAAUCGAUAUCGAAUCAACAUCGCGAACACUAUCGAACAACUUAUCCGGGAAAGAAAGAUAAAGUCGAAGUUAUCGAUUCUUGGCGUGAUCAUACAAUCAUCAAUGGAAGUAGUACCCCAUGGCGUAGUCCAUUCAAACCUACAAAGAAAAUCCAAUCCACCAUCGACAAUCUGACAUGUUCACAUGAUCAAAGUCAAGAAACGUCCACCAAGGAAAUUGCUCUUUCACCCAUUCCAUCGACUUCCGAGAAACUCUUUCAAACAAUAGGCACAUCGCCCAUUACAAUACGUCAAACAGUUGACCGCUCGUGCCAAUACAGUCCACCAACGAAAUACGAUCGAAGUUUACAACGCUAUGUGGAAACAGUUACAUCGUACACCCAAGUAUCUCCUUAUCAAAUACCCGGUUUUUUGAAAACGCAAAAUGGAACACAAACCCAUGCGAUGCUACAACCCGCACCACCACAGCCAGCAGUAUUGGAACGUAGUGCUGAUUCUGGCAUUCUUGUUGAUGAUAAUCUCCGAAUGAAAACAAGUAUUGCUUUACAAGUCGAUCAAAAAGAUUCCUCAUCCGAUAGUGAAGAUGCAUCGGAAGUCACCACACAGCCACUGAUUCGUCAAACGUCACCAGAUGGUAAUGAACCAUUCGAAAAUCCAACCAUCAAUAAUGGGAAUAUGAGCACAUCACCAAAUGACAUUGAACAAGAAAUUUCGCAAUUAUAUCGUGAAAGGGCACAUAUACUUGAUUUACUUUCAUUGAAUUGGAAUCGAUCGAAUAUUUGGGUUGAAUUAACCGAGGCCAAGUUGAAUUAUAUAAUUGGAGAAACAGAUGCUCUGCUUCGUGCACUUUCAUUCGACACUGCAGCUGUCGAUAAUGAAACAGUUAAAUUAAAAAUGCAACAAUAUGAAGAAGAUAUGGCUGAACUAACUCGACAGCAUCUCGUUGUUUAUCGUCAGCGAUUGGAAGCAUCGAAAAAGCAAUUAGAUAUGAAAAUUGAUCAAUUGGAAUCGAAGAGAUCUUCACUAGACACUCAUCCAACACAACGAACAACAACGAUGACAACUAGUUUCGAACAUACACCGCGUAUGGUAACGAAUCGACGAUUACAAUCAUUCUUAAGUACAAGUGCAGAAAAUUUAACAACACAAGCCAAUCAAGAGAACAUUGCUAGCCAUCCUCAAUUACUCGAUGUUUCAUUCCUAACAUCAAUUCCUACAAAACCAGCAGGACUUCCCCCACGUUUUCCUGACUAUCGAACAAACACAAAUGAGAUGAUCCGAACUAUUCAUCGGCCAACACCACGUUAUCCAACUUCGAAUACUUCUAAUUAUGAAACUAAACUGACGAAUGGCAAUCUCUCACAUAUGGAAGGUCUAAGUAAAAGUCAACAGGCGAUUCUGGAUGAAACAGAUAAAUUAGUGAAAGAUUCUCAACAACUGCAUACAGAAUCCGCAUCCCAAUUCGAACGUGCAAGAGAAAGUCUUUUAUCAAGUGAAACAUCAAUUCGAUUAGCACGAGCAAAUAUGGCUGCCUCGCGUUUGGAAUCUUAUUCAGGAAUGAAAACGUAUCUACCAACUGAUGUUACUCUUGCUGAACUUUUUAAAUAUGAACAGUCAUUAGCAAAAGAAACAGCGAAAUCGAAUCGAUCCAUCUAUCCAUCAACUAAAACCAUAACCAAAUUAUAA
Messenger RNA from Adineta ricciae, 2766 nucleotides. Lineage: Eukaryota; Metazoa; Rotifera; Eurotatoria; Adinetida; Adinetidae. The record is from the annotation of a GenBank genome assembly.